AUGCCUUCAGCCAGCCCCCCGCCAACAAAGGCCGGCCUCCUCAAGUGGUGGACUCAGUUCACCAAUGCGCAGAAUCGCAAAAAGGAUUCCGACCCAAGUAAAGCUGUAGGUCAGGAGGAACAUCCGGUUUUUCAGAAACCGCUCAAGGAGAGCCUGAGAUAUGCAAGCGUGCAGAUUUCGACCGCCAAUGCGAAUGGUGAGCUGUAUGUCUGGGGGUACAUCCCCGUCGUCGUAGCGAAAUGUGGCCUGUAUCUCAAAGAAAAUGCUACAGAGAUAGAGGGGACGUUUCGUGUCAACGGUUCUACUAAGCGCAUGCGAGAUCUACAAGCCGCUUUCGAGACACCUCCACGCUACGGGAAAUCUUUGGACUGGAAGAACGAACACUUUACGACGCAUGAUGUCGCAAGCGUCUUUCGCAGAUAUUUAACUCAGAUGCCUGAACCUGUAAUACCACAUGAUAUGUAUCACGAUUUCCGGGAUAUUUUGGAAAAGAAGCCAUUCAACCAUGAUGAAGUGAUUGCAACGUACAAGCGCCUAAUCCGGCGUAUGCCCCGUGCAAACCAAUACCUUCUUCUCUACGUCUUGGAUCUAUUAUCAGUAUUUGCACGAAAAUCAGAUAAGAAUCUUAUGACAGCAACAAAUCUGGCAGUGAUUUUUCGGCCCGGCCUUAUAUCCCAUCCUAACCAUGAACUGUCCCCGGGGGAGCACGCGCUGAGCCAACGUGUUCUCGAAUUCCUGAUCGCGCAGCAGGAUUGGUUCUUACUUGACAUACCACCGCCACCACGAUCGGAACCGAGCUCCUUAUGGAACCCUCCCCCACGGCCCCACCAUGCGCACACACAAGUGCCAAGUGAGGAAGACUCAGACCUUGUUGUUGUGCCUAGUUCAGAAGAUGAGCACACAUCUAUUGAUGGAGGCUGGAAGCUCGUCGGUCGUGAAAGACGUCGCAUUUAUCGGCGUCGCACAAUGCUGGAACACACUGAUCCCCCCGAUAGGACUGAAAAUGUUGAUGCUGGACAACUUUCGCCUGUCAUAGAGUCACCAAUAUCACGCCCCAUAAGCCAAGCAUCAGGUCCUGGAGCAGUGGCAAUAAGCCGAAGUCGGACGCUGCCCUCCAAUCGAGAAUCAAGCACUGAUGAUGACAGACGCCGCGCUAGGGUGCUCAGGAAACAGAAGCGGACGUCAACUCAGCCGCGACACGUCAACUCACCUACUCCUAUCGGGGGCCGUGCGGAUGGGUAG
This is a messenger RNA of Suillus paluster, 1242 nucleotides long. RefSeq names its product Rho GTPase activation protein. Gene Ontology annotation, cellular component: cell cortex. NCBI's taxonomy places the organism in Eukaryota, Fungi, Basidiomycota, Agaricomycetes, Boletales, Suillaceae. The record is from RefSeq and is a predicted model, not a curated record. Gene Ontology annotation, biological process: activation of GTPase activity; signal transduction; regulation of fungal-type cell wall organization. Gene Ontology annotation, molecular function: GTPase activator activity. The transcript has 10 exons. The coding region runs from base 1 to 1242 and encodes 413 amino acids.